Molecule: messenger RNA, 3216 nt
Organism: Mytilus californianus (California mussel)
Lineage: Eukaryota; Metazoa; Mollusca; Bivalvia; Mytilida; Mytilidae
Exons: 6
Coding region: 265-3159 (964 amino acids)
Biological process (GO): regulation of apoptotic process
Molecular function (GO): protein binding
Source: RefSeq, a predicted model, not a curated record
CCAUAUAAUUGUGAAAAGAAAUUGUUACACAUGAAAAAUUGGGGUAUUUUUGGUGUGUGUGGAAUUUGUAAUUCUCAAUAUAUUGGUUAGUAGUCUUAUCAGAUUACGAAAUGUUGUAAUAUUUAGUUUUUGAGAGGCUUGACAACAUCGAAACUGAGGCGAUUGUUGCUUUGUUACUAUUUUGAUGGAAACCGGUAAUUAUUUAUACAGAAAUAGUGGACAUCUAUUACAAUGUAUUGAUUCAUGAUAUAAUGUACUAAAAAUAUGGACUCCAUGGAUGAUUCAUUAGUGAACUACAGUUCCAGAUAUGAAAAUAUCUGCCAACGUCUUGCUAGAAGUCUUUCAGUAGAUGACAUCAAGAAUCUAAAAUUUAUCCUUCGAAACAAAGUGGAUCAAUCCGAUCUGAAUAAAGUAACAGAUGGACGGGAGCUGGUACACAUGCUGGAAAAGAAAGAAAUCUUAACAGAAGAAAAGUUACCGCACGUGAGAUCGCUACUGAAGAAUGCUGGGAUUGAUGGAGUAGAUGAUAUCAUCCAAUCAGAUUUUCCUAUAUCUUCUGAUGAAAUUUCGAAACAUGAUGGUUUUGACGUCAGAUCAAUGAAUGUUGUUGGAAAUUUCAAGGAAACAGAGCAGCUAAGAAAGAUGAUAGACAUUGUUGAGACAAAAAGAGCAGUUCUUGUUAAAGGACCCAAUGGGUCAGGGAAAUCUCAGAGUGCCUUUUGGUAUGCCAGAAAAUUUCAGGUAAAUCAUCCAUCUUCCGUUGUCUGGCGGGUUCAUUGCAAAUCAGAGAGAAGUGUCUAUUUGUCAUUUGCAACACUGAUGUCACAUUUGAAAAUAGAAUGUAUAUUAUGUGAAUCGGAUACAAGAGACUGUAUAAGAACAAUGCUUGACUUGGCUAUCGAAAAUUUAACCAAUCAGAGAAAUGUGACCCGAAAGCAUUUGAUAAUUUUGGAUGACAUCGAAUCACCGGAAGACAUCAUUGUCUACAAUGCAAUGGACAGGUUCAUAACAGCGGAAAAUAUUUAUGUAGUAGCAACCUCUAAUAAACGAUUUUUAUCGAACCAUUACGAAAUUUAUGGAAUGGAAAUGGAUAAAAUGACUGAAAAGGAAGCAGUGUCCCUUUUUCCGUUCUCAUGCAGAAGUGAAGAAAAGCAAGUGAAAUUAUUGGCUAAAAAUCUAGAUUAUCUCCCCCUUGCUCUGUCACUUGCAGCAUCGUUUAUAAAAAUAACGCAUAUCAGCGUUUAUGAAUAUAAUAAAAAUUUGUUAGGCUCUCAGCUUCAGGCAGACACACUGGGAACACAAAGCCUUGCUAGAUCUUACAGCAUAACUCUGCAACGUUUAGAUGAUGAAAUUACAAACAUUGCUCGAAGAGUUCUUUCCCUUGUUCCCUAUUUAAACCAUAAUAAUAUAUCAGUGACAGUUUUGAAAAGUUUUCUGUCGGACCAGUUAUCUAGAGCAGAGAAAGAGAUAGAAAUUAAUAAACUAUUGCUUGUACUCUCUAAUUAUUCAUUGGCUACUGUUGAAGGCGUUGGUGAAAAACGAAUUCUAUCGAUGCACGGAGUCUCCUCUUUAAUGAUUGAGAAUGCUAAAUCUCAACACAAAGUACGUCAAGAUGUCAAUCACCUUUUACGACAUUAUUGCUAUUAUUUAGACACCGAUGCUAGACUUGUAGAAUCCAUGAAGAGAAAUAUAUGCUUUAUCCAUCAUGCUGUUUUGCUGUUGCGAAAAUAUUGUGAUUUGUUCGAUGACUCUUUCGAAAGCAAAGUGUAUGAAAGUUAUUUAUGUUGUGCAAUUGGAGUGACAUUUCGGUUAUACGGAAGUACAGAGCUAUCAGCAGAAGACUAUUUUGCACGUGCCAAACAAAUUAUUUUUCAGGACAUUGCAUGUAUGUCUUUGCCAGAAAGGGCACUGCAUACGGGUAAUGUUACACAUUUGGAGGACUAUUUAUACGGCAAUUUAACCGAGCAGGAAGAGGCAAGACAAGUCUUCUUGAAAUUAUUAGAGAUAUCAAUAUCCAGUGUUUCGCUAGACUUUGUAGAAAUGUUUUUGACGAACAAAUUCAGAAAUGAGAGAGAAAUUGAACUAUUUAAGCAUUACGGAAAAAUGAAUCCAAAAGAGAUUCGAAACAAUAAGCUGCCUCUGCAUAUUGUCAAAGCUAUGACUUUGAAAGAUAUAAUCGUGCCCUUUGCAAAUAUCAGAGACACAUUUCUAAUUGACCUUCUAAUAACCCUGAUGAACAAUAGUAGUAAAAACAGAUGGUGGAUGGAGGCGGCAAAAGUAAACCCACGUGAUCGUACUUUUUAUAAGGAACAGCAGAUCGAUAGCUUAACGGAGUUUCGUUUUGCGCAUAAUCUUGCGCAAUAUUUGAAUAACUAUUACCGCGAGCAUUACCCGUCCUGUAAUCCUUUAGCGAGUACAGUAACAAAACGAAAUGGAAUAUUAUAUUUUCUCAGAUCAAACGAGAAAAUUGAAAGUAAUGAACUAAAAGAUGUGAUUGUUACAUUAGACGAAAUGUUCAAUAAAAGUUCAGCUACAUUUUAUGCAUCAUUUGGUGUGCUGAAAAUGGCGCCGAAAUUCAACCUCCAUCAUAGAUGUUUAAUUACCCGGAUGUUAGUCAAGUGCUAUGUAAAAUUGUGGGAAAAUGACCGAGACCAAAACGAUCUUUCGGAAGCGUUGUUUCAAGCAGAAAAAUUAGUGGGAUUGUCCAAGGAAAUGGAACAAUGGAUAGUAUUAACAAGCAUUUAUCUCGAAAUUGCUCAAACCUACCUUCUAAGUCCCACCAAAGAAAAUAUUCAAAACGCAAAACUGAAUUAUAAAAUGGCGUGUCAGAAGGCUAGGGAAAGUGGUAACAUCAUGAAUACACAAUACCAUUUGAAAAUGUAUCAACAGUAUAUAAAUUUCUGCUUAAACUAUGGUAGUGUAGAUGACCUUAUUGAAGCCGAACAGAUAUGUCUAGAUAUGUUGGAGAGAUUUAUUCAAAACGAGACUAAACAAACAAUACAGACUCAUUUGAAACGGAUACAUCUAAAAAUAAGUCAGCAGAAGUGUGACAUGCUUUACCAAACACUGAAGGUGUCCUCCAUGUUUAUUAUAUGUUUAGUUAUUGCUAUGGUGAUGCUAUGGUUCGGACUUUACGAAAAUGGCCAGCAAGAGCUGUGAUGACCAAUGUCAGUAUUUCGACAGUAUUUUGUGCAAUAAAAUUAAUAGUUUUAAAUA